Dibothriocephalus latus is the source of this 363-nucleotide messenger RNA. The record is from the annotation of a GenBank genome assembly. NCBI's taxonomy places the organism in Eukaryota, Metazoa, Platyhelminthes, Cestoda, Diphyllobothriidea, Diphyllobothriidae.
AUGGCUGUAGAUCCAAAUGAGAAAGAAUACAGCUCGAAAAAGAGGCCCAGAAGCGGUUAUUACGAACAUGAGUUACUAAACGAGUCCUACGGGGAUGAAGAGGACCUUGAACCGGGUAACGCAAGCGGACCAAUCCUGGACCAGGAAACGGAACGACUCCAUGGCGAUGACCUUGACGGCCCGUUACCAAACGAGGACCAGCUGCAGCAGCCGCAGCCCAAUUACCGUCAUUCGCCACAGGAGCAACACUAUCCGCGUCCUCAGCAUGGAGACUAUCAACUGACACAAUGCACCACCUUCACGCCCUCGCACUCUCCAGCUAGUCAUCGUCAGUUUUCGCCGGAGAGGGUGCGACAACCCUGA